AUGCAACCUUCUUUGACAUUACGUGCUGCUCAUAAACCUUUAAUUCGCUUCCUUGGUCCAAGAGCUACCCUUUGGAAAGAUGCACCUCAUCACAGCGGACCACACCCUCUUACACCUCCCAACCUUGUCAAACAUGUCGCUCAAGCAGAACCACAGGCUUCCGUAAAUAAAGCAGUAAACUCGGGAUCUAUUGAGUUUGGUCAGCUGCCUACCAAAUACCGUCGUGCAGUGAUCACAGAGGCAGAAAUGGAAGCUAUCGAGAGCGGUGGAGCUACAGCUAUCUUUUAA
Rhizopus microsporus ATCC 52813 is the source of this 288-nucleotide messenger RNA. RefSeq lists its product as uncharacterized. Gene Ontology annotation, biological process: 2-oxoglutarate metabolic process. NCBI's taxonomy places the organism in Eukaryota, Fungi, Mucoromycota, Mucoromycetes, Mucorales, Rhizopodaceae. The record is from RefSeq and is a predicted model, not a curated record. The coding region runs from base 1 to 288 and encodes 95 amino acids. The transcript is spliced from 3 exons.